Messenger RNA from Humulus lupulus (European hop), 2703 nucleotides. RefSeq names its product cell division cycle protein 27 homolog B. Gene Ontology annotation, molecular function: protein binding. Gene Ontology annotation, biological process: cell division. Lineage: Eukaryota; Viridiplantae; Streptophyta; Magnoliopsida; Rosales; Cannabaceae. The coding region runs from base 66 to 2333 and encodes 755 amino acids. The record is from RefSeq and is a predicted model, not a curated record. The transcript is spliced from 16 exons.
AAAACGCUGGCUGCUCCUCUUGUUCUCCCUCUGCAAAUCGGUAAAAGCAGCAAAAAUAGGCAGCCAUGGAAGCCAUACUCAUAGACUGUGUUCAACACAGUCUUCGCGAUUUCAUGUACUCUAACGCCAUUUUCAUCUGCGAGCGUCUUUGUGCCGAGUUUCCUUCCGAGACAAACUUGCAAUUGUUAGCCAGCUGCUACUUGCGCAACAGUCAGGCAUACUGUGCGUACCAUAUUUUGAAAGGAACACAAUUGGCUCAAUCCCGCUACUUGUUUGCAAUGUCUUGCUUUCGAAUGGAUCUUCUUAAUGAGGCUGAAACAGCACUGUGUCCUCCUAAUGAGCCCAGUGCAGAGGUUCCAAAUGGCGCAGCUGGUCAUUACCUUCUUGGGCUUAUUUACAGGUACACUGACAGAAGGAAAAGCGCAAUUCACCACUUCAGAGAGGCUUUGUCAUUAGAUCCAUUAAUGUGGGCUGCAUACGAGGAGCUUUGUGUGUUAGGUGCUGCUGAUGAAGCAUCUGUAGUCUUUGGUGAAGCUGCUGCUCGUUGCUUACAGAAGCAAUACCUACAUCAUGGUUUAGCUUCCCAAAAUUUGCAUGUGUCAAACGAGGAUCGCAAUUUUUCUUCUGCGAGAAGCUUAAGCUUGGAAGAUUUCAGUCCCAGGCACUUGAAACAUAUGCAAGGCAAUAGCAUAAGAGAUAUCCCUGGGAGUUAUCAUAAUAGUACUGUUAUAGGAGGAGCUUCUGCUCAGUCUUUAACUGGGAGCUCUUCUAACAUACCAUUUUAUAAUACGCCUUCACCAAUGGCUACACAGUUGUCGGGUGUUGCUCCCCCACCUUUGUGUAGAAAUAUGCAGCAAAAUGGUCCAAACCUGAGCACAGUUGGUGCUGAUAGCUCACCAAAGUCAACUGUGAACUCUACUGUUCAAGCCCCUCGAAGAAAGGUUGUAGACGAAGGAAAGCUAAGAAAGAUUUCAAGCAGGUUAUUUAUUGAUUCUGGCACUCGAAGGAGUACAAGACUUUCAGGAGAUGCAGGGAGUAAUGCUAAUGCAUCUUCCACAAUGAUGACCGGAAAUGGAAAUACCAACGCAUCUAAAUACUUAGGUGGGUCCAAGUUGGGUUCUAUGGGAUUACGUUCCAUGACUGGUCGAAAAGGACAAACAUGGUCUAAUGAAAAUAUCGAUGAAGGAAUACGUAAUGAAACUUUCGAAGAUACACGAUUAAAUGUAACUUCAGUAACUUCUAGUUCAGCACCUUCUAUUGAUAGUAGAUCUCUUGAACAUGAUGGGGCAAGUGUUAUGCUGAAUGCUUCAAGAAUCAUUUCUGGAACGUCUGAAAUAUUGUCCCUUUUGGCAACACUUGGAGAGGGCUAUAGGCUUUCUUGCCUGUACAGGUGCCAGGAUGCCUUGGAUGUCUAUCUCAAAUUAUCGCACAAGCAAUAUAAUACAGGCUGGGUUCUUUCCCAGGUUGGAAAAUCAUAUUUUGAGUUGGUAGAUUACUUAGAAGCUGAUCGUGCCUUCAGUCUUGCUCGUCGUGCAUCACCUUACAGUUUAGAAGGAAUGGAUAUAUAUUCUACAGUUCUAUAUCAUUUAAAGGAGGAUAUGAAGUUAAGUUAUUUGGCACAAGAACUGGUAUCAACUGACCGUUUAGCUCCCCAAUCAUGGUGUGCCAUGGGAAAUUGUUUUAGUUUACAGAAAGACCAUGAAACUGCUCUAAAGAAUUUUCAGCGAGCUGUUCAACUUAAUUCAAGAUUUGCAUAUGCACAUACCCUUUGUGGCCAUGAAUAUGUUUCACUAGAGGAUUUUGAAAAUGGAAUUAAAAGCUAUCAGAGUGCACUUCGUGUUGAUACAAGACAUUACAACUCCUGGUAUGGGCUGGGGAUGAUUUAUCUUCGCCAAGAGAAGUUUGAGUUCUCGGAGCAUCACUUUCGCAUGGCUUUCCAAAUUAAUCCACGUUCAUCUGUUAUCAUGUCUUAUCUUGGUACAGCAUUGCACACAUUAAAGAGAAGCGAGGAGGCUUUGCUAAUGUUGGAGAAGGCUAUUUUAGCAGAUAAGAAGAAUCCUCUUCCAAUGUAUCAGAAGGCUAAUAUACUCAUGAACUUGGAAGAUUUUGACGAGGCUUUAGAAGUCCUAGAGGAGCUUAAAGAAUAUGCCCCACGUGAAAGCAGUGUUUAUGCAUUGAUGGGAAGGAUCUAUAAGCGGCGUAAUAUGCCUGAAAAAGCUAUGUUUCAUUAUGGCCUUGCCUUGGAUUUGAAACCCUCUGCAACGGAUGUGGCUACCAUCAAGGCUGCCAUCGAAAAGUUGCUUGUGCCAGAUGAACUACAAGACAGCUUGUAGGGAUCGGCAUUCUUCAGAAUCCUGCAGUAAAAGAGAUGUAGAUUAUCAGGCUCAGAAAAUUCACCCCACAAGGAACUUGGCUUGUGCUUUCGGAGAAGAUGAUGAUUGAGCUAGCGGGGCUUAAUUUGCUUGCGCUAAAUACUGCUUCCAAUGGGCAGAGAUUUUACAAGGAUCCUCAGUUUUGUAGGUAAUUGACAUACUAACGGAGGAUCUCGUGUAGCAAGCUGCCACAGUCGUACAAAUAGUUGUAAAAUGAUAUUGAGAAAAGUUCUUGUACCAUUUUAACGUUUUUGACUCGGUAAUUUUUUUUAUCCCCGCUUGUAUCAUUAUGUUGAGUUAUAUUUGUUCAUAUCUUUUAGUUUCUUGCCCC